Messenger RNA from Sparassis crispa, 1791 nucleotides. RefSeq lists its product with no specific name. Gene Ontology annotation, molecular function: mRNA binding; ATP binding. Lineage: Eukaryota; Fungi; Basidiomycota; Agaricomycetes; Polyporales; Sparassidaceae. The record is from RefSeq and is a predicted model, not a curated record. Gene Ontology annotation, cellular component: P-body; cytoplasmic stress granule. The transcript has 3 exons. Gene Ontology annotation, biological process: cytoplasmic stress granule assembly; P-body assembly. The coding region runs from base 1 to 1791 and encodes 596 amino acids.
AUGUUAUCGACGACCUCGACGGCCCCGACGGGCGUACGGUUAACCAGCUAUCGGUCCUUUUGCAGUUCGACGCACUCCCGUGCAUCAAAGAGCCGUCACGCGUACAACGUUCGACCGCCACGUCAGGACGCCUCCGCUCUUCUUGUUCGUUAUGAAUCACCGGAGGCUCACCCCAAUGAAACCUUCGAACAAAUCGGUGUCCCUAGGCACAUAUCCAUCGCGUUACGGAAAGCAUUUCCUUCUGUGACACAUCCUACCCAGACACAGAGGGAACUUAUUCCUGCUAUCUUAAAGGGCAACGAUGUGUUCUUGAAGGAUCACACAGGAACGGGCAAGUCGUUUGGGAUGCUGUUAGCACUCUUGAGCCAACGAAGGAAAGCUCCGAGGGACAACCAUGGUUUUCCCAUUACAUCGCUGGUCGUUGUUCCUCACCGAGACUUGGCGUACCAACUUCUGGACUGGAUGGAACGGAUUCACGCGCAUUUGCCUGAGAAGGACCUUGCAUUCCUUGUCCAGGUGCUCGUGCGGAACUCUGCCAUCAGUUUGGGUGACCAGAUAUCCAGACUUCGUCAAUUGCCUCCGCAUAUACUCAUCGGUACACCCAACGCGCUGGUUGAUGUGUUACAGGAAGACUCGUCAGCUCUGAAGUUACCCACUCUAUCGACGGUUGUGGUGGACGAAAUUGAUUACCUGGUGGAGAGUCCGCCACUGCAUGAAGACAAGUACAAGGCUCUGAAAAUUCAUAGACGAAUACAAAAACACCCGGGUCCAACGCGACAAAUUCUGGAUCAAAUCUACGAGCGGCCCAAAGAGACCGGACCAAAACAUGGGUGGCAACCGCCGAUAGAGGAAAGUAAACAAAUCAUGACUUACGGCAUGAACCGCCCGCAAUUAGUUAUGUCGAGUGCGACAUUCAGAGCACACUCGGCUUUCCUGGAAACUGCCGCUGCGUGGCUGGUAGGCCGACGAGACCGAGUGGUCAGAGUGACGGGUUCGCCGGAUAUAACGAGCGAAACGAUGAAGCAUGAAGCCGCACAAACUCUGGGAGGGAAGUCUGUCCGACACUAUGUUCUGAUAGUCUCACCAGAAGGAGACAUAGCCAAUAUUGAAGGAGCCGAAGAACCGUGUGCACUCGCGGAGGCACCAAACUUGGAAGUGAAUCCACGGUCUGACAUUGACAUCGAUGGUUCCACAGCAUCACAUUCGCCGCCGGAUAGUGGUUUAAUCAUGUCAGAAUCCUUGGAGAUAGAGCCCAUUAAUGAAUUUGAAGAUAUGCCUCUUCCAUUCAACCAUAACUUACUGGAAGCAAUUGCUGAAGCAUUUGCACUGGACGUACCUCGUGUCGCUCUUCUGGUGUUACCUUCUUCAGCACCACUCAAGAGGGUCGUGAACGAAUUGCGGAGGUUCGGCGUGGACGCGCGUGGAUUGGACGUCGCUGGCAGCGAAACCGGAGGUGCUUACUUGAUGGACGGAAGUGCGGCUGGCGCCGCAGAAAACCCUACCUUGCUUGUAUGCACCUUCGCGUCGACGCGCGGAUUGGACCUGCCUACUUUAAGCCAUGUCUUCAUCUUGGGUGCACCAGAAGAUAUUUCUGUGGAAUCGUACGCGGAUUUGUACCUACAUGCAGCAGGACGGGUGGGCCGGUUCGGACGUAGCGGGAAGGUGAUCAAUGUUGUGGAGGCGCGGUACUGGGACAGGAAGGAAAGGAAGUGGAAGGAUCAGCCAGAGAGAAUUCGCAGGGUGUUCAAACGGAUAGGUAUCAAGGCAACGAAAUACUCGCAUUUUGAUUGA